UCAAGUUUUCGCAGUGGACUACAUGUGACACACUGCGAAAUGAGAAUGACAUCUGCAUUAUAAACGUAUCCAAGCGUAUCACACUCACACAUACACACAUAGUGUCCCAUCCAGAUGGAUUGUCUUCACUCUCACUGUUGAGCGCAGCACUGAGCCGCUGGUGAGAGACUGCAGUUAUUUCAGUCUCAUUGCAGUCUCUCUCUCUCUCUCCAUCUCCCACUCUCUCUCUACUCCCUCCUUACGUCCCUGAUUGAGCAUCAUUCUCACAUGCAACGCUUUCAUGCCUCCUCUUUCACACUCACUCUCUCUCUCUCAAUCUCCUCUCUUUCACUUACAGCCCCAGUGAUCAUGCCGCAUCCCCCUCUCUCUCUGUCCUCUCCUCUGCCUGUCUGCUUUCGUUUACAUAUUUCUUCAUCAAACUGACUGUUUUCAGUGCCAGCCGAACUGCAUUCGCCUGUUUUUGGAAAGAGGACAUUUAGAUGCGGGACGCUGGGUAUUUUUCACCUUGCAGCUCGCUCAUCGGGACGGCUUUCGGGAAGGUCGUCCGGUUCUGUCCUGGAGUUUCAGCAAUACAUCGAUCAUCCGGGUUUGCAGCCCACCAGAGUCCUGGAGUCUGUUGCAUAGCUGUGUGUCUCCUGCGGUGCACUCGGACUGCUCUUAUAGUCUCGGUGAGGAGCGUGGGCUGAAGAAAACCCCCUCAGCCCGUCAUAAGCCAGAGGAGGAACACCACUGAGGGUCAGCUAAGAUCAGUGAAGGGGAAAGCGUGACAGAAGGAGGCAAAACGAAGAGAAGUGUGAAGGGCACAAUAGCAUCUCACAGGUUAAGAAAAGCAUCAAACGGCGGGAUCAGCUCCUGUUGGGAAAGAGAGCAAGAGUUUUAGAAAGAGAGAGGCAGGCUUUGAUUCAUAAACUAGUGACUAUAAACUCUUCAGUAUUUGAGAGCCAAUCCAGAACUCCAUCCUGACUCUCAAAGACUUCCAGGACGAGCUGUGUCAGGUUUUCCAACUCAAGUUACUUUGCUGUUAACAGCCAUGCAGGUGUCCUUCGCGUGUACCGAUCACGGGUUGAAGGCCCCGCGUACCAGCGAGCCUAACAAGCAGAACACGUCGAGUCCGAACACGGCCAGCGCGGCACGGGCACGGUUUCGAACGGUGGCACUGAUUGCCCGGAGCCUGGGCUCUUUUACACACAGGCACCACAUUUCCCUGAAAGAGUCCACUGGAAAACUCACCGGCAUGAAGUACAGGAAUCUUGGGAAGUCAGGACUGCGAGUGUCAUGCCUUGGACUCGGCACGUGGGUGACAUUUGGGGGACAGAUUUCAGAUGAGGUGAGAAUUUAA
Carassius auratus (goldfish) is the source of this 1339-nucleotide messenger RNA. Its product is annotated as voltage-gated potassium channel subunit beta-1-like. Gene Ontology annotation, molecular function: potassium channel regulator activity; transmembrane transporter binding. The transcript is spliced from 3 exons. The record is from RefSeq and is a predicted model, not a curated record. Gene Ontology annotation, cellular component: juxtaparanode region of axon; voltage-gated potassium channel complex. Lineage: Eukaryota; Metazoa; Chordata; Actinopteri; Cypriniformes; Cyprinidae. Gene Ontology annotation, biological process: regulation of potassium ion transmembrane transport. Bases 1031 to 1339 code for a protein of 102 amino acids.